UCUUGCCUUUAGGAUGAAUAAAGCUGAGCUACUGAUGCGUUGUACCUAUAGAUCCACGACCUUGAAGCCUUCCGUUUGCGUAUCCUUUGAGCACCGUACAAAUACAUGCUGCGAGCCGAAACCGAUAACCUUGCAAGAUGCGGCUCCUGGAAAGAGGCGAUACCGGCGAGCUCCACUUAACGAACCCGAUUCCGAAUGACGCGAUCCCCGAGAUCCCCCGUUACGCGAUCCUUUCACACACAUGGGGCGACGAGGAGGUCUCCUUCGAAGACAUGGCGGACGGUACAGCCAAGAAAAAAGCAGGCUAUGCUAAGAUGCAGUUCUGCGGAGAUCAAGCUUGGCUCGAUGGGCUCAAAUACUUUUGGGUUGACACGUGCUGCAUCAACAAGUCCGACAAAGUCGAGCUUGAGCACGCUCUCAACUCCAUGUUUCGCUGGUACCGUGAAGCAGCCAAAUGCUAUGUCUAUCUCGCGGACGUCCCAGCCAAAGAGCAUAGUGCCAACAGUAACGGUAGCUUGGAACUGGCUUUUCAGAAAUGCAGAUGGUUCACCCGUGGAUGGACACUGCAAGAGCUUAUUGCUCCAACCAUCAUUGAGUUCUACUCUAAGGAGCGCGAGCGCCUGGGAGACAAGAAGUCAUUAGAAGAAGAACUACACGCCAUAACUGGGAUCCCUCUGAAAGCUCUCCAGGGAAGCCCUCUGUCUGAUUUCAGUGUCCCUGAACGAAUGGCGUGGAUGGACAAGCGAGACACAAAGUAUGAGGAAGAUAAGGUGUACGCUUUAUUCGGCAUCUUUGACGUACACAUACCGGUUAUCUACGGCGAAGGAUUGCAGAAGGCACUGAAGCGGCUACGAGACAAGAUCAAUGAGGAUUACCUCUGCUUGGCAAAGUUAUGGCCCACAGACCCGCGGGACCCGCGUGACGAGAAGGAGCGCAUUGAGUUAGAAAAAGGUGGCCUGCUGGUUGACGCUUACCGCUGGGUCUUCGACAAUUCCGACUUUAACCGAUGGCGCGACUCUCCAGAGUCCCGCCUGCUCUGGAUCAAGGGCGACCCUGGCAAAGGCAAGACCAUGUUGCUCUGUGGCAUCAUCAACGAGCUAGAGCAACCCAUCACUACUAACGCGCAGUUGCCGUGCUACGAGGGCUGA
Messenger RNA from Lasiosphaeria miniovina, 1148 nucleotides. RefSeq lists its product as uncharacterized. The record is from RefSeq and is a predicted model, not a curated record. NCBI's taxonomy places the organism in Eukaryota, Fungi, Ascomycota, Sordariomycetes, Sordariales, Lasiosphaeriaceae. Bases 138 to 1148 code for a protein of 336 amino acids. The transcript has 2 exons.